This is a messenger RNA of Coregonus clupeaformis (lake whitefish), 4903 nucleotides long. Its product is annotated as receptor-interacting serine/threonine-protein kinase 1. Bases 433 to 2592 code for a protein of 719 amino acids. Lineage: Eukaryota; Metazoa; Chordata; Actinopteri; Salmoniformes; Salmonidae. Gene Ontology annotation, biological process: signal transduction; protein phosphorylation. The record is from RefSeq and is a predicted model, not a curated record. Gene Ontology annotation, molecular function: ATP binding; JUN kinase kinase kinase activity; protein binding. The transcript is spliced from 10 exons.
CUGUCGAUGAAGAAGAAGCGAGACUUACAAAUACCGGAUAUAUCCGUGGAAUGUGAAAGUAGGGUAUUUCUCUAUAAUUUACAGUUUUGUCCAACAUUUUGUAUCAUGGUGCAUACAUAGUCAUAGCCUAUUUACAUCGAAUGUUAAACGGCAUGCGUGCUUUAUUUUGUUAACUUUAUAAGUUGACAACAUUGUUGGUAAAUGUGUUGUUGAAGUUAGUCUAUUGGAUUUCCGACGUCGUCUCACUUCCAGAUUCAGUUCUGUAUUUCGAUUAAACGCCGCUGAAUGUCAUUAGCCUACUGCUCCUUUCGUUCGGAAAUCAACUAUUGAUACUUUUACAUAAUGAGAUAGUGCUCUUUAUUAUUAACAAUGUAUGCGCUGGUCUCAUCUCAACGUUAGAGGGACAUACCGAGGACCAGGUAGCCAGCCACCAUGGCUGCUGUGCAGGACUCAAUCUACAUGAAAUCUGCUGACCUUAUCAAAAAGGAGCCUCUGGACUACGGCGGCUUCGGUACCGUGUACCUGUGCUAUCACAAAACCCUCGGUCAGGUGGUUCUGAAGACCGUCUACACCGGGCCACCGCGCAAUGAGGGCAGUAAGCAGUCCCUGCUAGAGGAGGGCAACCUGAUGACCAGACUGAACCAUGAGCGGGUGGUCAAGCUGCUUGGGGUGAUCCUGGAGGAUGGGGACUACUCUCUGGUCAUGGAGCUCAUCCCUAAAGGCAACCUACUGGCCAUGCUGGACCAGGUUUCUGUGCCGAUAUCUAUCAAGGGCAGGAUCAUAUUGGAGAUUCUGGAGGGGAUGGUGUACCUGAUGAAGAACCGUGUCAUACACAAAGAUCUCAAACCAGAAAACAUACUGGUGGACAAGGAUUUUCAUAUUAAGAUUGCAGACCUGGGCCUGGCCACCUGUCAGAUGUGGAGUAGGCUGACUAAGGAGGAGUCUCGCAGGCAGAGCCGGCUAGGACGUAUGGGGGCUGGGGGAGUGGGGGCCAGGGCAGCUGGUACUCUGUGCUACAUGGCUCCUGAGCACCUGGACAGCAUCCAUACACACUCCUCUGAGAAGUCUGACAUCUAUAGCUUCGCUAUUGUCGUCUGGGUCAUCCUCACUGCCAGUGAGCCCUAUGAAAAUGCUCGGAGUGAGGACCAUAUCUGCCAGUGUGUCCGUAAAGGCGAUCGUCCUGAUGAAGACCUCAUCCCUGAUGAUACACCUGUAGAGAUCAUAGAGCUAAUGAAGAGAUGCUGGCAUCAGGAUCCACAACAACGACCAACAUUUGGAGAGGGCUACAACUUCUUCCUUCCCGUCUACAGGGAGAAGUUGGAGCCAGAUGUAGAAAGGGACUCACUUGGUCUCAGAGACUUGUACGAGGGGCCUGAGGAGCUGGUGGAGAAGAUGAAAUCUUUAUCGAUGCCUCCUGAGAGCCUUACAGCAGACCGGCCAGCUCCCUUGCUGAGCUCAGACAGUGCUGGGGCUGUCCGUAUAGAGGCUGGUCCAGUGGAGGCCAGCAUUGAGGACCUGAACCUCUUCCUCCCCUGUGAGCACUCCCUAAUCCAGCCAGACGCCCGGGCCCUCGGCCCCAUCAGCACCCCCUCGGGUAUGGAGCUCAAACUGGUCAGCAGUUCGAGGUCAAACCUGGAGGUCAAAUUAGCCCAGGAGUUGGAGUACCACAAAUUCGGCAGCUACUGCCGGAUGGACCAGCCUGACUUCAGCCCCUACCCUCACCCUACCACCCCACAGCGCCUCUCAUCACAGGACCUCUCCUCCACCAGAGGCCUCCCGGACCUCAGGCCCUCCCAGCCCCCAGUGUCCUCUGUCCAGUCCUGGACCAAAACCCAGGCCGGCCAGCCCAGCAGCGUGGAGGUGGACCACCACCUCCAUCUCUCUAACCUAGGCCUGUACGAGGCUGCGGCCCCCUCCGGGGCCACCACACCCAGACACCAGCUAUCCAGCCACAUCCCUGAGUCCACCAGCAGCCCCUCUCUGAGCCAGGGCCAGUACUCCCCCCAGCAGCAAUAUCCCUACGCCCAGUACGACCGCCUCCAGUCCUGGCCAGCCUACCCAGUGCCAGAGUCAGCUGCCCCAGACCUCUCUGCAGGGCUGCACCUGAACUCGGGUGCUAAGUUUGGACCUUCACAAGACCCAGCAGGCCUGUUUAUCCAGAACGCCAGUGGGAUCCAGAUAGGCAGCAACAACACACUCAGCAUCAGGGGUCAUGAAUUCGACAGCAGCUUAGCCAGCACUCUCUCCAACGGGGCAAACUCACUCUCUCUGCUCAAAGAAAACCUGCAGAUGUAUGAGGACCAGGCUGUGACUGAGGAGCACCUGGAUCUCCUGAGAGAUAACAUUGGGAGGGACUGGAAGCGCUGCGCCCGUCGUCUGGGCCUGAGCGAGGUGGAGGUGGAGACCAUUGACCAUGACUUCCAUCGUGACGGGCUGCCUGAAAAGGUGCACCAGAUGCUGGAGCGUUGGAGGAUGAAGGAGGGCUCUGUGGGCUGCACCGUGGGCCGGCUCUGCAGAGCCCUGGAGAACUGUGUUAAAAUCGACCUGGUGAAGAGGCUUUUGCACUCCAGCAGGACCAACAGUUCUCUGUAGGUACAAUAGCCUGUAUCAACUGUAUUUCAUUCCCCCUAACCCUAUACCAGAGGGAUUACUAUCGACUCCAGCACCCCACCCACACCCUUCCACUCCUACCAACCAAUCUAACGUUUAAUGACUGUGAGUUGAGUAGUUAGUAUUGACUUUGAACCACUUAAUUACUGUAAGGUAGUCUGGGUGGAAUUUUCUUGCCAUAUGAUAUGGAUAUGAGUGUAGCAGCCCAAAUACACCAUUCCAAUCUGAAAUAAACAUUGCCAACCCCAAAUUCAAGUAUUUGCUUUAAAGGGGCAAUCUGCAGUUGCUACAUCCAUUUCUGGACUUAAGUUAAUGAAAUGUACCCAUUGAUUCUUGAAGAAAGAACUUAUAAAUGCUUCAUGAGCUUAGUUCAACUGUCGUGCCGCAUCAGAGGCCUGCCUAUACUACGAAUCAGGUUUGAGGAGUUGGGGAGGUAACCUUGGUCAAUUCCGAGUUCAACUCGCGAUAACCGGUACCACGAAUGUGGCUCAACUUUUAGCCAGGUACAUUUCUAUGGCAACGAAUCCUUCAGAACAAACCUGUUCCGGGGCAGGCUAACUCGGGGCUAUCUCCAUUUACCCUGAAUUAAGUGUCUGAGCCACGAGUUGAGGAAUUAUGAAAUCAGAUACCCUCCCUGCAAAGAUUGUCAUCAUCCCAUUCAUUUGAAGAAGAUGACUGAUUUAAAUAUUUGUAUUAUUCAAAUGUUUUUUGUGUGUAAAAAAUUGUUAAAAUACCUAUCACAUUACACAUAGUAAUGACAGCAUUGGCUUUCCAAACUACGUUUUUCGUGUGAUUGUAUUUUCAAAUUUGCAACAGCCGCAUCCAACCAUAGACAUAUAAUCCAUAGAUGGCAGUUCCCAUUCAAGUCAAGACUGGAAGCCAUUGCUAGUGUACCCAUGAGUUUAACAGUCAAAUUGCCAAGGUUAGAGGUUCUAAAAUCCUUCUAUGGAUUAUAUGUCUGAAGCCACACUGCAACAAGCUGUUCCACAGAUAGAAGAGGAACGAUAGGAGUGGAAAAAGGGUGCUUGUGUAUUGAUAAGCACACCAAGUUAGCGAGGUAACUUUGGUCAACUCUGAUUUCAACUCGGGAUAACAGGUACCACGAAAGUGGCUCACCUUUUAGCCAGGGACAUUUCAAUGGCAAUGAAUCCUUCAGAUCUAACCUGCUCCGGGCAGGCUAAUGCCGCUCUCAAAACAACUGGGAACUCUGAAAAAUACGAGGUCAAAUCAUGACGUCAGUGAUCUUCAGGUCGGAGCUCUAGAAAGAGACCCAAGUUGGAACUCCGAGUUGGAUGAUCGUUCAAAUAGUUUUUUUCCCAGUCGGAGUGCGUUUUUUUCUGAGUUCCUUGUUGUUUUGAACGCACUGAAGUCGGAGGUCAGAGUCAAGUUCCAAGUUCCCAGUUGUUUUGAACACUGCAUAACUCAGGGCUAACUCCAUUGUCCUGAAUGAGCUUCGAGUUGAGGACCAAUAAAAUCAGAUUCCAUCCCUCUUGCAAAGAUUGCGUCAUCAUCCCCUUAAUUUGAGGAAGAUGACUGAGUAAAUAUUUUAUUAAUCACAUUUUUAAAAUGUUUUAAUAGUAAUGUUAAAAUACCUAUCACAUUACACAUUUAGUAAUGACAUGCAUUUGAAACUUCACGCACAGUAAAACUUUUGUAUGACUUAAUACAAUUACUUUAUCGAUAGGAGUGGGGGGGAAAGGUGCUCGUGCAUUGAUAAGCAGGGGUUAAAGUUCUCCGUCACUGCGACGGAUUUCCGUCAUGGAUUCUGAAGAGGUCAUUUUGGAAAUGACAGCCUAAUACAGACAGAAGCAUGUUUGUUCUACUAAAUAUAUUACCAAAUACAUUUCUUUUCAAAUAUUUUAUUUUCUCAGUUAGUCUGGACUGAACUGACAUGCAUGAUGAUUGUUGCUGACACUCAAACAGUGGUGUGUAACCUACUGUAGCUGCUGGCAAAGUCAUUCAAAGCCUACACUUUAUCACUCAGAAUGUAACUUUCCAGUGCUACUAUUUUUGCCAUGUAAUGUUGUUAUUAAAACUAAAUUGGACAACCCCAUAGUAGAAUAGUUUACCUAUUUACCUAGUCGGCUUGUUGUUGUGUGUUCUAUGCAAGAGUAUUAUUCCUCUCGAGGUGCAUUCAAGUUGGGAGAGCCAUGGGAGGGAAACAUAUUCUGACAAGCAUUCAAUGCACAACAAUUCUUAAUGCAAACUUUUGAAAGCAUUUUUGGGAAAUGGAUUUUGAAAGCAGUUUUGGCCUUUGUUAAUAAAUGAGGGGCAUCCCAGUUUUACAUUGCUA